GAAGACAGAGAGAGGGGGUGUGAUAGGUGGCGGAUGGACGAUAGGGGGAGAGGGCGACUUCGCCAAGGGUGGGCCCUCCAAGUGUCUUGUCUCCUAUCAUCCUGUCGUCCAGGGUAUCGCUUACGAAUGUCGCGCGAUCGAGCGAUCCGUGUGCGAUCCACGACGACGCGGGACGACGUCCUGGCGACGACGGGCGCGCAUCCACGUCACUAACGACGAGCAGCGUCUCCGAGACGUCGCGGCCCGAACGCGCGUAACGUAUUCCGCCGUUUCUGCUGAUAUGCGAUCGUGCAAGGAGGAUUGCCAGCGGGUCGGGUCGCGCGAGCCGACGAAUUCGGCUUAACUCUGUCGGCCUGCCGUCGGAGAGCACCGAGGGACGAGGGCGAGUCCAGCGAGGUAAAUCGGCUGCUACAACGCGCGGCUACGAGCGAGAACGGGAGCCGCGGCUUCGCGCCGAGAGUCAGGUCGGGCUAGCUGGACUAGCGGCCAAGGAGCUGCCACGGGAGCAAGAGGUCAGCGCGAUUGAGCGGCUUCGCGGCAUGUCCGGAGAAACGGAGAUCGAGGUGUCGGUGGUAUCGGAGGAGGACCUGGAGCUGGAGGGCUCCAGGAGCAGCUCCACGCCGGCGGAGCUAUUGCUGCAGGAGAAGAACGGCAAGUCCGGCUGCGGUCUGAGCAAUCAUCACCACUCGUUCAGCUUCGACGUCGGCAAGCCGGCGCUGAGGCCCGCCUGCAACCCCCAGUACACGUCCUUCAGUAUCUCCAGUAUCCUCGGCAGGCCGGAGUCGCCGCCGGUCGACUCCACGUCCACCGUGUCCGGCGAGAGGCAGUCGUCGGACGUCGACAGGACGUCGCCGUUGCCGCCGGCGAACUCGCAGACGUCGCAGAGGAUCUUAUCGUCCUGCGGCAGCCCCGGCAGGGUUUCGUCCUCCCCCACGUCCUUGAGGCUGUCCGGCGGUCAGCGCGGCGUAUCUGCCGCCGGCGGUCACGUUACUGGAGGACUGGAGUCCAGAGCCAAUUCCGCGGGUAUCGGUAUCGGAUGUGCUACCAGUGCUACCAGUCCAGCCGCGACUUUCUCACCGCCCCAAGACGCCUCUGCCAAUCCUCUGCUGGGCCACCAGGCAUCGGCGGAUCUCGCCAUGCUGUCGAGAUUGAUAGCCAGCCGAUACCCGGUCGGCAUCGGCGGCCUGUUCUACCCGUCGACGCUGCAGCACCUCCACCAACAGCACCAACAACAUCAGCACCAUUCGCGGCUGGCCGCGGCGGCGUCGUCCGCCCUGAGCAACGCGGUGCAGGUCGCCGGCCAAUCGGCGGACAUCGUCGACGCCGACGGCAUCCGCGGCGUCCUACUCGGCGGUGCCGGCUGGCCGUUUCCAUGGAGGCCGACGCACAGCCUGCAGACCCUCGAGCAUCCCUCACCGAGCGACGUGGUCGGCACCCUCAGCCGCGUCAGUCCCGCGUCCGCGUCUUUCCCGCAGAGAGACGAGCUCGACGACGACAACGCCGACGAUCGGCUGCACCGGACGAGAAGCCCGUCGAGCGGUGACGAAGCGCACGACGACCUAGGCGACGGAGACGACUGCGCGGACGGCGACGGCGAAGGCGAAUCGACCUCGACAAGUCUCCACGGCAACGGCAACGGUAACAGCGGCCAAAACAACGUACAGGUCGGCGUAGAUGGUCGCGAGUCGAACAGCAUAAAGCGCAAAAAAAAGACGAGAACGGUGUUCUCGAGGUCGCAGGUGUUCCAGCUGGAGAGCACGUUCGACAUGAAACGUUACCUCUCGUCGUCCGAGCGAGCCGGGCUCGCCGCCUCGCUCAGGCUCACCGAGACCCAGGUGAAGAUCUGGUUCCAGAAUCGGCGAAACAAGUGGAAACGCCAGCUCGCCGCCGAGUUGGAGGCGGCGAACAUGGCGCACGCGACUCAGAGGCUGGUCAGGGUGCCAAUACUGUACCACGAGGCGUCGGCGGGCCCCGGCGCGUCCGCCGGUGGCGUCACGUCAGUCUCGGUGACGGCGCCGAUACCACCGCCGCCGCCGACGGUCCCGUCGUCGGUCGCGACUUCUGGCCUCUCGCAUUCGGCGGUCGGAGUCGGCGUCGGGGUGGGCGUCGGCGUCGGCGUCGGCGUCGGCACCUCGUGCACGCCCACCACGGCGCAGCCGAUCUUCUAUUCCCAUCAUCAUCAACACCACCAUCACCACCCGGCGGCCCAUGUGCAGGCGCACAGUCUCUUGUCCCACCAGGUGCACCCGCAACCGCCACCUCCGCCGCCGCCGCCGCCCAACGGCCAACCACCGCGGACGUCCUCGCAAUAACACCGUCCGACGACUUACGAGGGUAGCGUGCGGCUGCAGGGGACCGCUGCGAACAUGACGGACAAGAUGAUCCCCGUGAACGCAACGAUGAUCCCCGCACCUCGGCUGGACCGCGCCGUUAUCAGGCUGAUCGACGUCGACGAGUAACGCCGAUGGAAAGACGGACGGACGGACGGACGGACGGACGGACGGACGGACGGACGGACGGACGGACGGACGGACGGACAGACGGACGGACGUACGCACGCACGCUCGCACGCAACGCACGACACGGGCGUCUGAUCGCGUCCUGCGACACCCCCGAAACCGAUAUCCCGCGACGGGUUACCAUGGACGUUAGCGCGGCUCUCUCCUCGGCUACGAGUUGGGUUCUAAUGGUCGCCCUUGAACACGCGGACCGGCGUUGGGGAUGAAUGUGAGUACAAGCGACAAAUGUGGAGUUUUAAUUCCACCUCGUGUGUGAACUGUUUUGGAUUAUACGUCGACGUGAUGCGACAUCGAAAUUGCGCUUUCACUCGAGGUGGAGGAUGUUAAACUUUGUGCUGGCACAUUGGCAAUUUAGUCGGAAGAUUUGGUCGGGAUUUUAAGAGCGGCGAGCACUCUUUCUCUCUCCCGCUUACUCCCGUUAAUACGUAGAUUGGUCGAAAAUUGAUCGAAAUUCCAUAAAUUGAAACUCUACGUUUUCCAAAUGCUAACUUGUACUCAUAUUUGUGCGUGAUAUUCAUUACUCAGGAAGAGGCAAAUUAUUCGAUAAAUUAUUCCACAAAUGAGAUUCCACUAUUUCUGAUGAAAGAAAGUUAAUUUAUCGAAGUGUCUUUCGAUAAGAGAAAUUUGAAAGCAAGAAGAUGCAAUCAUUCGCAAAUUAGUCGAUUGAAUCUGUUUCUGAUAAGAGAAAUUGAAUUUAUCGAAAUCUGUCUCGAUAAAAGGAAAUUCUCCGCUUUUCCGAUAGAAAAGAUCUUCAUUGGCAAUCGCGUAUAUUCGUUGAUUCAUUUUGAUCAAUUUAAUUGCGAUAAAUAGUUUUCAAUUUUUUCGAAAAAGGAGACAUUCCGCGACUUGUAACCGAUGCGAAAUCACGCAAGGAAUUGAACUGUGAUUCGAGAUUCGUGAUUUCGCGUCCCUUCCUUCCAGACAGGAGGAGCGCGAAAGUUGGCGCGAUCUCAUAUGGUUUCUUUUGCGGUCUGUCGCCGAUGUAACAAUAGAGCGUGUCGUACGUCGUCACUCGCUUUCGUGCUGUUUUAGCGCGCGAGAUCUCACGGUCCCACGAUCGAUGGACGCGAAUCAGACUCUCUAUUUUGCGCUCGACUCCCCGAUACUUGACCUCUGUAAAUAGAACACUAAUAGAGGUAGGCGACUUUUCCGAUAUGCGUGAAUUCCGAGGAGAGAAACAAUUCGCGCGGAUGCGAAAAACGGAAUUUUUCGAGCCGUCCCGCGUGCGAUUGUGCGACGCCUGGUAUUUUAAUCGUUCGUCGGUCGUAUCCGUUCCUAAUCGUAUCGUUUCUCCGUGUACAUAUACUUUCUUUUUGCGCAGAAAUUUAAUUCGCGCGUGCAAUUCGGCGAGCGCCGAGGGAGAGACGUUGCGCGCGAGCCCAUGACCGGAAGCUCCGUUAAUGUAAUCCGGGGAUUAAAAUUUCGGUAUGAUCUUAGCGAGUCCAAUUUUCGAGAUACAGAAAAAUGAAAAAGAAACCCUACCAUCGAGGAGUAUCGCCGUACGAGAAAACUCGCGCGCGUGUUCCUACAGUUUGUGCAAGUGUAGAAAUCGUUUACGUGUAUUUACAGAAAUUGAACUCGCUGAUAUUAUGCCGGUUUCAAUGCCUGAUGUAAUUCGGGAUUUGCUGUGGUUGUAAGAUUCAACACACACAUGAAAA
This is a messenger RNA of Harpegnathos saltator (Jerdon's jumping ant), 4177 nucleotides long. It is a transcript of the gene Hmx, whose product is annotated as H6 family homeobox. Bases 540 to 2312 code for a protein of 590 amino acids. Gene Ontology annotation, cellular component: nucleus. Gene Ontology annotation, molecular function: DNA-binding transcription factor activity, RNA polymerase II-specific; RNA polymerase II transcription regulatory region sequence-specific DNA binding. The record is from RefSeq and is a predicted model, not a curated record. Lineage: Eukaryota; Metazoa; Arthropoda; Insecta; Hymenoptera; Formicidae. The transcript has 4 exons. Gene Ontology annotation, biological process: regulation of transcription by RNA polymerase II.